Molecule: messenger RNA, 750 nt
Organism: Glycine soja
Lineage: Eukaryota; Viridiplantae; Streptophyta; Magnoliopsida; Fabales; Fabaceae
Product: pentatricopeptide repeat-containing protein At5g03800-like
Exons: 1
Coding region: 1-750 (249 amino acids)
Biological process (GO): RNA modification
Molecular function (GO): protein binding; RNA binding
Source: RefSeq, a predicted model, not a curated record
AUGCCGCUACACUCAAAACGGAGCACUUUGACUCCCCCUUUGUCGCCAACGCCCUUGUCUCUCUCUACACUAAGCACGCCUCUUUCCACGCCGCGCUUAAACUCUUCAACCAAAUACCACGCAAGAUUGUUUGAGGGAAUGCCAGUCAGGGAUGUUAUAACUUGGACUGAGAUGGUCACAACGUAUAUGGAGUUUGGAUUGGUUAAUUUGGCUUUGAAGGUGUUUGAUGAAAUGCUAGAGAAGAAUUUUGUGUCUUAUAACAUGGUUCUGGCUAGGUUCUAUCGAAACGAGCAAGGUUUUGAGGUGAUGAGGUUGUUUGUAAGAAUAGUGGAUGAGGGUUUGGAAUUGACAAAUUUUAGUUUGACUAGUGUUGUUGAUGCUUGUGGAUUGCUUGGUGAUUACAAGGUCAACAAGCAGGUUCAUGGGUUUGCGGUGAAGUUUGGGUUUGGAUCGAAUGGUUAUGUUGAGGCUGCGUUGCUUGACAUGUACACGAGGUGUGGGAGGAUGGUGGAUGCUGAGAAGAUAUUUUUGAGAUGGGUGUUGGAGGAGUUUAGCUUUGUGGUUUGGACGACAAUGAUAUGUGGCUAUGCUCGGAAUGGACAAUCGGAGGAGGUGAUUUAUCUUUUCCACGUUGGUCGAUCGGAUGGAAAGGUGAUUAUGGAUGAAGUUGCAACAGCUUCAAUGCUUGGUCUUUGUGGAACUAUUGGUCAUCUUGAUAUGGGUAAGCAAAUCCAUUGCCAUGUGAUAUAG